AUGGUCAACAGGGGCCACGGGACCGAGCCGGACCCGUGGAUGCUGGAUCCGGAACUGCGGCACCACAUCCAGAACUGCCCAUGUCCCUGCAACCAUAUGGGCUACGGGAACUAUUUAGAUUAUCAGAUUGCGCCAUGCCCUCGUGAGCUGCCUGUGAGAGAAACAUCUUUCAAUGUAGUGCCUCAAUAUUACAAUGGUGUUCGAGAUUUCCAUUAUCAGCCGUACGACUACCACGCCAGCUCGUCUCUCGAAUCGUGCUCUUGCAGCUCGGCCAGCGAUUCCUCGAGGACCUCGUUCCGCGGCCCCUGGUGCGUCUGCAUCGUGGUAUGCGUAGUAGUCGCCACGCUAACCGCUGGCCUAGGGCUCCCACUCGCGUUCAACCCCGACAUGCAACCACAAACUCCCGAAGAGCGUUUAGAGAUAGUGCGAAAGCUUCUAAAGGACACCCCGCUUAUCGACGGGCACAACGACCUGCCCUGGAACCUGAGAAAGUUCGUUCACAAUAAUUUAUUGAAACUAAACCUUAGCGCAAUAAGCCAGCAAGAGCCUUGGUCGAAGAGCCUCUGGUCCCACACGGAUAUCCCCCGCCUUCGAGCGGGACAACUAGGUGCUCAGUUUUGGUCAGCUUAUGUGCCUUGUAAAGCGCAGCAUUUGGAUGCGGUGCAAAUUACCUUAGAACAAAUAGAUGUAAUAAAGAGACUGGUGGAAUACAAUUCGCAGCAUUUCGCUUUAGUUAGGAGUACUAGCGAGCUAAAGCAGAUGCACAAAGAGGGACGCAUAGCUUCUCUGAUAGGUGUCGAGGGCGGUCACGCCCUCGGCAACUCUCUAGCUGUCUUACGCACAUUUUAUAACCUUGGGGCGCGAUAUCUGACAAUUACACACUCUUGUGAUACGCCUUGGGCCACAGGCACCAACACCCAGACGCGAGAUGGGCUGUCGGCCUUCGGGAAGAGCGUGAUAAAAGAGAUGAAUCGACUGGGGAUGAUAAUCGAUCUCUCCCAUACAUCUAUGAACACUGCCAAAGCGGCGCUGAACGCGUCUCAAGCGCCCGUUAUUUUUUCACACUCGAGCGCCUUUUCGUUGUGCAACUCUUCCAGAAACGUACCGGACGACAUUCUGAAGCUCAUCGCGCACAACGGGGGCGUCGUUAUGGUUAAUUUUUAUACGCUUCAUGUUACUUGUAACGAAACUGCCACUAUACAAGACGUAAUAAAGCAUAUAAACCACAUACGGACUGUCGCUGGUAUCGACCACGUCGGGAUAGGGGCGGGGUAUGAUGGUAUUAACAUGACGCCGUCAGGACUCGAAGACGUCUCCAGGUAUCCUCAUCUCCUAGCCGAGCUCUUGGCUGAUCCUUCUUGGUCUGAGAAGGAUAUCGUAUCUCUGGCAGGGCUCAACAUACUGAGGGUAUUCGAAAAAGUAGAGGAUAUACGAGAUAAAUGGAAACUUGCUGAUAUAUUGCCUGUAGAAGAUACUGCGCCACCUGUACACAAUCCAUGUUCCUCAAUAUACUCCUGA
Molecule: messenger RNA, 1518 nt
Organism: Anoplophora glabripennis (Asian longhorned beetle)
Lineage: Eukaryota; Metazoa; Arthropoda; Insecta; Coleoptera; Cerambycidae
Product: dipeptidase 1-like
Exons: 2
Coding region: 1-1518 (505 amino acids)
Biological process (GO): proteolysis
Molecular function (GO): metallodipeptidase activity
Source: RefSeq, a predicted model, not a curated record